AUGCAAAACAACCUAUAUGUCCUUGAUAUCAGUGAAAAGAAAGUGGACUGUCAUGAUGUUAAUGCUGCUACCAAUGAGCAUCUGGAGGAUUUAUGGCAUCAGAGAUAUGAACAUUUGAGUGUGAAGAAUUUACGAUUGUUGCGAGAUCAGAAAUUAGUGACUGGAUUGGACUUCCAAUCUACUAAAGAAUCUGACUUUUGUGAGGGUUGUGCACAAGGUAAACAAAAGAGAGCACCAUUUCCUAAAGAACAAGCAACUCGAGCCAGUGAAAUUCUCGGAAUUAUUCACAGUGAUGUUUGUGGACCAAUGCAAGAGAACAGUCUCGGUGGUAAUAAAUACUUUGUGACUUUUAUUGAUGAUAAAUCGAGAUUCACAGCAGUUUAUUUCAUGAAAACCAAGGAUCAACUACUUGAUAAAUUUAAAGAAUACGAAGCAAUGGUCACUAAUAUCACAGGAAAGAAAAUCAUGAUUCUUCGAUCCGAUAAUGGCGGUGAGUACACCUCUAAAGAAUUUGUUAAUUACCUUAAAGAGAAGGGAAUCCAGCACCAACUUAGUGUACCUAGAACUCCCCAGCAGAAUGGAGUGGCAGAAAGGAUGAAUAGAACUAUUCAGGAAACUGCACGAUCUAUGAUACAUAAUGCUGGACUGGAUACGAAAUUUUGGGCUGAAGCAGUAUGCACAGCAGUUACUGUUAGACAUCGUUGUCCUACAGUAGCAGUGAACAAUAUGACCCUAUAUGAAUGCUUUAAUGGUAAUAUAACAAACGUACUUCAUCGAACCUGCAAGUACGUUUGGUUUUUAUCCCAUACACCGAGCCAUACACACAUUUGUAGCUCUUCGCGAUAUAUUCGUCGAUGUUUUGUCAACAUUUUCCCGGCCAAAAAAAUCACUGGGCUCUUAACACUUCUUUAUCUACGUCAAGAUUACCUUUAUUGCAUUUUUUCUUUGGUUUUUCUUCAGUCUCAGUAUGUUAGUCACCGAAAAAAGUUCUUUAAAGUUAAGGUUUAUCGGCUAAAUCUUGUCCGCCAUAUUUGUUAGUGUUAUCGCAACGUGAGCAGUUUCGCGGGUGAGUUCGGCGAAAAGCGGGUGAGUUCGGGCAAAAAGCAGGUGAGCUCGACGACAAGCUCACCUGCUCUAAAGUAAACCAAUCAGAAAGCCGCUUUUAACACAGGUAUGGGAUAAGAAACCGGACGUGUCCACUUUUAAAGUGUUCGGAUGCAAAGCAUACAUGCAUGUUCCUAAAGAAACCAGAAAGAAAUGGGAUUAAAAGACCAAGAAAUGUAUAUUUGUUGGAUAUAGUAUUUCAAGUAAGGGAUAUAGACUUUAUGAUCCUAAGACUCGGAAAUUACACAUAUCCAGGGAUGUUUUAUUUGAUGAAGAUGAAUUUAUUCAACAGACGAAAUUUAUGCAAAUUGUAAACUUGAAUGAUUCCCUCCCUGAAGACCAAGAAGAACCACAAGAGAACAAACCAUCUUCCGAGCAUGUUAUUUCAGGGGAUCAAGACACAGUUGAUCAUGAUGAAGGUACUGAAGAACCGAGCAUCAGCAGAGAAACCGAAGUGGAGCAGCAACCACGACGUUCAACGCGCAAACGAGAACCACCAGAUAGACAUGCGCCCGUAUUCUAAAAGCUCACUCACACUCACACUCAAUGAGUGGAGGUUCAAUCCGAGCUUCUCUUUAGCGUCAAUGUUGCUUUUGAAUAGCUGGAGGGGUAGUGCCAUACGUUACUAUGUGACUGCUCACCCUCCAGCUAUUCAAAAGCAGCAUUGACACUCAAGAGAAGCUUAGAUUGAACCUCCACUCAUCGAGUGUGAGUGAGCUUUUAGAAUACGGGUGAUGGUGUAGUAAUCACUGGCAAUUGGUGGCAAAUUAAUGUUGCAUGUAUUAAUAGUGAGUGCAGUCCAGAAGAGCCUACAACUAAAAGGUGGACUUCAAUAAUUUGGAUUCUUGCACUACACUUGGUGGAAUUAAUAUUAGAAUGUUAGGGUUUGUAAUCCAAGUGAGAAUAUAUACAUUUUAAGACCUAACCAGGAACGACUGGGAAAAAUGCAGCACAAGGUCCUCUGGUAGGAAUUGAACCUACGGCCCAGCGAUUCCGGUGCAGCGCUCUAACCAACUGAGCUACAGAGGCCAGCUGUUGAGCUGUAACCGUAGGUUCGUAGGGCCGUAGGUUCAAAUCCUACCAGAGGACCUUGUGCUGCAUUUUUCCCAGUCGUUCCUGGUUAGGUCUUAAAAUGUAUAUAUUCUCACUUGGAUUACAAACCCUAACAUUCUAAUACAACUAUAUAAAGGGAAGCUCUAAAUUGUUCAGAUAAAGAACAAUGGAAACAAGCUCUGGACAAUGAAUAUUCAGCUCAUAUUAAGAACAAUACAUGGACAUUAGGGAAUCUGCCUGAGGGUCGUAAAGCUAUUGAUUGUCGAUGGGUAUUUAGAGUUAAAUACAACGCGGAUGGGUCUGUAGAGCGCCACAAAGCUCGUUAAGUUGCGAAAAGAAAACUCGCAAGAACCAGGAUUAGAUUAUGAUGAAACCUUUUCUCCUGUAGCGAAGUAUACAUCUAUUCGUUCACUAUUGGCAAUUGCUAACCAGUUAGAUUUAGAAGUACAUCAAAUGGACGUUUCUACAGCGUUCUUGAACGGUGAAUUGGAAGAAGAAAUAUACAUGAAGCAACCAGAAGGAUACGUGAAAGAAGGUCAGGAAGAUUAAGUUUGCAAAUUAAACAGGAGUAUCUACGGCUUCAAGCAGUCAUCAGGGUGUUGGUACAACACGAUUGAUCAAUUCUUAAAUAAUUCCAGCUAUGUACAAUCAAACUCGGACCCUUGUCUGUACAUAAAGCGAGAGGGAGAUGAUAUCAUGCUCAUAGCCUUGUGUACGUCGAUGACUUGAUACCAGCUAGUAAUAGUAAGAGAAUGCUUCAUAAAGAGAAAGAAGCAUUGAGAAAGCGUUCCGAAAUGAAAGAUCUCGGUGAAGUUCAUUAUUGCCUUGGUAUUCAAGUAGAACGAGAUAGAAACAAGAAACAAGAAACGAAUGAGAUUACAUCAAUCACAGUAUCUCACGAACUUGUUAAAGAAGUUUGGAAUGGAGAAGUGCAAACCAGCUGCAACGCCUGUUGAUCAAGGCACUAAAUUACUACCUAACGAUGGAGAACCAGUUGAGAAAACCAAGUAUCAAGCCUUAAUCGGAGGAUUAACUUAUGCGGUAACUGGUACUAGACCUGACCGCGCUUAAGCGUUAGGAUUAGUUAAUCAAUUUUGUUCCAACCCAGGAGUUGAACACUGGACAGCAGCUAAACGUAUUUUACGAUACAUCAAAGGAACACUUGAUUACGGAAUUACAUUCGAUGGAAACAAAGAAACUGAAGUACAGUUGAGUGGUUAUGUUGAUGCUGAUUGGGGAAGUAAUCCAAACGGACGGAAAUCGCAAUCAGGAUAUUUGUUUACACUGUGUGGAGGAGUAAUCAGUUGGGCUAGUAAGAAAUAAAGUGUUGUCGCACUUUCUUCAACUGAAGCGGAGUAUGUCGCUGCAUCGUUAGCGUGUCAGGAAGCAGUUUGGUUACGUGUGUUACUCGAAGAUAUCAGUUUUGUUCAAAACAAGCCAACGAUGAUCAAAGAGGAUAAUCAAGGUGCAAUAGCUUUGUCAAAGAAUCCUAAGUAUCAUCCCAGAAUAAAGUAUAUCGAUAUUAAAACACCAUUUCAUUCGUGACAAAGUUGCAAAGAAAGAAGUUGUUCUAGACUAUUGUCCUACGGAAGAAAUGUUAGCGGACUUGUUGACUAAACCAUUAGGAAAAACAAUGUUUCAACAUGUUAGAGAAGAACUUCAUGUGACGUCAUAUCGUAUGACAAAGUACUUUGAACUUUUAGGUCACGCCAUCCUUUUCAUAUACUGUUUUACCACAAGGUUUUACUGUUCUGCACGUUGUUGAUAUUAAAUGUAGUUUAUAAACUCAUAUACCCGUGGUUCACCGAAUGAUAUUCUAUAAUAAUAACAUGAUGAUCAACCAGAUGUAAAAUAAUAUACCGGGUGGGGCAAAAAAGGUACGACAGUUUGAUUUACUAUGACUUAAAAAGUAAAAGAGCUUUUACACUUAAAUAAGUCACCGUAUAUUCCACGAUGUUUAACUUAAAUUUUGAUAUAUGUCUUGUACCUUUUCAUGCAAUAUUGACAAAGAUAAGUAUUUAAACUUAAGCAAACAUUUUUGGAACCGCCGAGAAUUAGCUGAAAAGGCCCUAUUAAAACCAAUUGAAUAACCUUUACCAUUUUCUCGCGAUUAUUGUUUUUAAUUAGUGGGUUGGCUGGACGAGGUCAGUUGUUCUGGGCCCACACUUUGUUGAAUGAAAUCUCGACACGAGAGAGUACCUCCAAUUCGGAUUAGGACAAGUCUAUGUGCGAUUCAAAUAACUCCGGUUCUGAAGCACAAUUUGAGAGAGCUUCGUGGAGCGAUUGUUACAGAAUGCCGCAACUUGAAACAGCAAAUGAUCCAAAAUUCUUUCGACUGUAUGAUUUCACGGGCAAGACGUUGCAUUCGUGCUGGGGGACAUGCAUUUACUGAUGAAUGUAGACGAUUAUUUUUGAACCACAAGAGUGAACGUACUGACAAUAAAGUAUAAUGCGUCUUAACACAAUUCAUUGCAUGUUGUAUGUAUUAAUAUUUAACAAGCCAUUUUUAGCCAAUUUCGUCAGUUCCAAAAAUGUUUACUCCUGUUUAAAUGCAUGUAUCGUUGACAAUAUGGCAUGGAAAUGUGCAUGGCAUAUAUCAAAAUUUAAGUUGGAUAUCGCUGAAUGCCAAUAAACUUGUUUUAGUGUCAUUGCAAUUUUAGUUUUGAUUUUGCAGCAAUUCAAACAGUCGUACUUUUUUUUGCCCCACCCGCUAUGUGAAAAUUGACCCUGAGUUCGUACAAAGAUCUCGCGAUUAUUUUAAUCUGCACUAGCUGCCUAAAUCUUCAUGCAUCCUUAAAAAGUGCGACGGAACGGAUAAAUUUGGAAUGAAAUGGAAUUAGAAAUAGACUGCAGUUUUCAUUUAUUUAGAUAAAUAUAAAUAGACUGCAACUUCCUAUUAUUCAACCACCAUGUAUAGUAAUGUACGCACAUUUCUCAAGAGCUUCUAAAUAUUUCGUGAUUGAUAAACAAAUGCAUGUUUAUCACUUUCACCCACAAGAAAACUGUUCAAUAAACAGUGGCCAGGAAUGGGAAUUCUUGCCAAAAAUAAAAAUAGUAAGGCUUACAGAGCGCGUACUAACGUGUAGUAAAAAAUAUUCAAAAUAUUGUUCCUUUGUUGUGAAAGCAAAUGUUUAAAGAUGAGCUCAAGUCUGUUCUGCGCAUGUGCUAUGUGAGGGACCUUCUGCAUGAUGUUAACAAUACCCAAAUUUCGCGUUGUUUCGACAUCUUCUAAAUUGAAACUGCUAAUCUAUAUAUUUUUAAAAGCAUAUGGCGAACCAGAAUGAUGUUAAAUAUGAACCAAGUGAAUCAUAUUUUAUGAGUAUAGUGUCUUCAAAAACUAUACAUCCGCUCAACGACUUGACCGCUUCUUUAAAAAAUUAAUGUAAUUAUUUAUUAAUAUUAUGUACAGUGCAUGAGCUACAGGCAUAAAAUUAAACUUGGCUUUCAAGUAAGUAAUCAUCAGUCUGAACCAGUGCAUGAACUCAGAUAGAUCGAGUUCUGAACUCUGAAAAUUUGCUGAACACAAGAACAAAUAUAUCUUAGAUUGUGUUUUCUAUUAAUGUUAUGUUUUCUAAUAUAUACUAUAUAUAGUCAUCGCGCAAUGUUUAGCUAUUUUAUAAUUUGAUUGCGUGCAGUAUCUUACUUUAUUAUUUUUUAUACUUUUUGUUUUAUAUUUCACGUGCUUUUUCCGACCUUAAUAAUGUUUGUCGCGAAUAAAAUCUCUCUCAAUAUUUUCGACAUGCAGGAUAUACGUCAUGUUGGGUUUACUAAAAGGGGGCGACCAAGUACAAGAAGUUUGGGAUCCGACAUAG
Molecule: messenger RNA, 5969 nt
Organism: Paramuricea clavata
Lineage: Eukaryota; Metazoa; Cnidaria; Anthozoa; Malacalcyonacea; Plexauridae
Source: the annotation of a GenBank genome assembly